This is a messenger RNA of Prunus mume (Japanese apricot), 1639 nucleotides long. Its product is annotated as geranylgeranyl transferase type-2 subunit beta 1-like. Lineage: Eukaryota; Viridiplantae; Streptophyta; Magnoliopsida; Rosales; Rosaceae. Gene Ontology annotation, biological process: protein geranylgeranylation. Gene Ontology annotation, cellular component: Rab-protein geranylgeranyltransferase complex. Gene Ontology annotation, molecular function: Rab geranylgeranyltransferase activity. The record is from RefSeq and is a predicted model, not a curated record.
AGCACAGCUCCAGUCUUCCCUUCCUAAUUUUCUCCCUUCUUCUUCUUCUUCUUCUUCAGUCGAGUGGAGGGAACGUCGUCACUGAGUCAGUCAAUAUUGCCGUCACUGGAAAAAAUAAUGAAGACUGGAGAAAGCCCAUUAGCCCACCCCAAAAGCCCGCUUUAGCUACGCCAUUAGCCCACCUCCGCCAGACUUAGCACGAAAGAAAACAGCACAGCUCCUCUCGUCCCUCCCUAAUUUUCUCCCUUCUUCUUCUUCUUCUUCAGUCGAGUGGAGGGAACGUUGUCACUGAGUCAGUCAAUAUCGCCGUCGAUUGUGAACCAGCAAAAGAAAAUCUUGAGAACCCAGUAAAGUGCGAUGGGGGAGCUGGCAAGUCAGAAACAUGUUCAGUUCAUUGUAUCAGUCGAAAAGAAGAAGGAUUCUUUUGAGUCAGUGGUGAUGGAGCAUAUAAGAAUGAAUGGGGCAUACUGGGGUUUGACUGCUCUUGAUCUUCUUGGGAAGCUGCACGUCGUGGAUGUCGAGGAGGUUGUUUCCUGGGUCCUCCAGUGCCAACAUGACUCAGGUGGGUUUGGUGGUAACAUUGGGCAUGACCCACAUGUACUAUAUACGUUAAGUGCUGUGCAGGUUUUGGCCUUGUUCAACAAGCUUGAUGUUCUGGAUAUUGAAAAGGUUGCAAGUUAUGUGGCUGGGCUGCAGAAUGAAGAUGGAUCAUUUUCAGGGGACAUGUGGGGUGAAAUUGAUACACGGUUUUCUUAUAUUGCUAUCUCUUGUCUCUCAUUACUACAUCGUUUGGAUAAAAUCAAUGUGGAGAAAGCUGUGAACUUCAUUUUAAGUUGUAAGAAUCAUGAUGGCGGAUUUGGAUGCAUACCUGGUGCAGAGUCUCAUGCAGGUCAAAUUUUCUGUUGUGUGGGUGCUCUUGCCAUCACGGGGUCACUACAUCAUAUUGACAAGGACCUUCUUGGAUGGUGGCUAUGUGAGCGGCAAGAUAACAAAACUGGAGGUCUUAAUGGUCGACCAGAGAAACUUCCUGAUGUCUGCUACUCAUGGUGGGCUCUUUCUAGUUUGAUCAUGAUUGACAGAGUUCAUUGGAUCAAUAAAGACAAGCUUAUCAAGUUCAUUUUAGACUGCCAGGACAUUGAAAAUGGAGGAAUUUCUGACAGACCAGAUGAUGCUGUAGAUGUUUACCACACUUACUUUGGUGUAGCUGGACUCUCCCUUCUCGAAUAUCCAGGGUUGAAAGCCAUAGAUCCAGCAUAUGCUUUGCCGGUUGAUGUUGUAAAUAGGAUUAUUUUAGACAGAUAAAGGCUUUGUUUGCAACACUCUGAUUUGGUUGAGCUUGCUGCAAUUUGACACUUUUGUGGUUCUCUAAUAGGUCACAACUCUCAACACCUUACUGAUAUGUAGAAUAUACGUUUUUCACUUUGGAUGAUCCAUAGACAUUCCAGUGGUAGUUGGAUGAAAUGAGUAAAUUAAGUUCACAGCUGUAGCGUGUAGCAGCCACCACCCCACUCCAUGAAUGAUGGAUCUCAUUUAUGAAGUGUGUUUCGGAGUCUGGGGAUUGAACUCUGUCUGGACUUAGAAAAUUGUGGUCCCUGUUCUUCAACAUUCGAUGUCAUCCAAUUCCAAGUUUCCUUUUCUA